This is a messenger RNA of Saccostrea cuccullata (small rock oyster), 351 nucleotides long. Its product is annotated as tetraspanin-17-like. The coding region runs from base 1 to 351 and encodes 116 amino acids. Gene Ontology annotation, cellular component: plasma membrane. NCBI's taxonomy places the organism in Eukaryota, Metazoa, Mollusca, Bivalvia, Ostreida, Ostreidae. The record is from RefSeq and is a predicted model, not a curated record. The transcript has 3 exons.
AUGGGGUCACAAUGGGCAAUCAAUGUUCCCCUGCUCCAUGACUGGAUACUGGUUGGCGCUGGGAUAUGUGCAAUAGGACUAUGGGCUUGGACAGAGAAGGACAUGUUCUCCAAUAUAGGACAGAUCACCAGUGUGACCCUAGACCCCGCUCUAUUCUUCAUCGUCACUGGUGGGGUCAUGUUCAUCAUCGGCUUCUGUGGCUGUAUCGGGGCCCUCAGGGAGAACACCUGUCUGCUCAUGUUUUUUUCUGUGGCAGUUGGGCUGAUUUUUGCUAUGGAACUCCUUAUUGGUAUUUUGGCAUUUGCAUACAAAGAUUGGGUAAGUAAAUCUCUUAUAAAGAAAAUAAACUAG